This is a messenger RNA of Musca domestica (house fly), 1035 nucleotides long. RefSeq names its product dnaJ homolog subfamily C member 17. NCBI's taxonomy places the organism in Eukaryota, Metazoa, Arthropoda, Insecta, Diptera, Muscidae. Gene Ontology annotation, biological process: spliceosomal complex disassembly. The coding region runs from base 116 to 1015 and encodes 299 amino acids. Gene Ontology annotation, molecular function: RNA binding. The transcript has a single exon. Gene Ontology annotation, cellular component: spliceosomal complex. The record is from RefSeq and is a predicted model, not a curated record.
UGAAACUAGUUCCUCGUUCACUGAGUUGUACACUCAUAAGCAUAAGUUGUAAACAAACGAAUGAAUCAAUCAAUGAUUGUGGAUUAUUUUGAUUGUAUUAUAAAUAAAAAUUGACAUGGCAAAUUCAAAUAAAUUAAGUGAUAAAAAUCUCUAUGAAAUAUUGGGAAUUGACUUAGAGGCCGAAGAAAGUGAAAUCCGGAAAGCGUAUCGGAAAAAGGCCUUAGAAUGCCAUCCAGAUAAGAACCCUGACAACCCAAAGGCAGCCGAGCUUUUUCACGAGCUAUCGAAGGCAUUAGAAGUUCUAACCGACGCAGCAGCUAGAGCGGCUUACGACAAAGUUUGGAAGGCUAAGAAAGCGGCCGAGGUUCGCCAUAAACAAUUAGAUUCGAAACGACAAAAGCUAAAGGAGGACCUGGAACGAAGGGAAAAAGAUGCACUAGAUAAUAUAUACUCAAAAAGUCAGAAAACUUAUAAGGUGCCGAAAACGGAUGAGGAAAUACUCAAUGACCAAAUUGAACGUUUACGAAGAGAGGGGUCCCGCUUACUUGAAGAAGAGCAGAGAUUACUCAGGGAACAGUUACAAAACACUUUAGUGGGACAUCAAAGAACAGACGACACCGCUUCUAAGCCACAUCGACUGAAGAUUAAAUGGAAUUCAAAUAAGAAGGAUGCUUCAAACGGUGGCUACUCCGACGACAAUUUAACAAAGUUUAUGAAGAAGUAUGGUGAUAUCAUUGCCUUGGUAAUGAGCAAAAAGAAUGGAAGUGCCCUUAUCGAAUUCAAGUCACGGGAGGCUGCGGAAAUGGCUAUGACGUACGAAAAGGGCCUAAUUGAAAACCCCUUGCAUAUAGAGUGGGUGGACGAAACAGCCAAAUCGAGUGAGGCAAAUAAAUCUCAACAAACAAGUAAAACAACACCACAGGACUAUGAAGACUUGGUGAUGCGGAAACUGAGACAGGUUGAAGAACGAAAACGUUUAAUAGAGCAAAUGUUAAAAGAAGAAGAAAACGACUAAAUACAUUGUGGUUAAAAAUA